Triticum aestivum (bread wheat) is the source of this 1508-nucleotide messenger RNA. RefSeq lists its product as uncharacterized. The record is from RefSeq and is a predicted model, not a curated record. The coding region runs from base 728 to 1207 and encodes 159 amino acids. The transcript has 4 exons. Gene Ontology annotation, cellular component: cytosol; nuclear speck. Gene Ontology annotation, biological process: maintenance of rDNA; DNA repair; negative regulation of double-strand break repair via homologous recombination. NCBI's taxonomy places the organism in Eukaryota, Viridiplantae, Streptophyta, Magnoliopsida, Poales, Poaceae.
GUUGCCCCUAGUAUAUAGAAAAAUAACAAUUAAAAAGUCCCAAUGGGUGCAUGGAGGGGCAUUGUUAGAAAAGUCCCAAAAAGUCCUAAAAAGACUCUCUUUAAGAGUCUUCUUCAUUUAGUCCCAAAUGUCUAGUUUAGUCCCUAAAAAGUCCCUCCCGUUUGAUAAAAAAGUAUCUAAGAGGGACUUUUUCUAAUCCCUACACAAAAAAGUCCCUGGAAACAAACACCCCCUUACUCCCACUGUGAGUAGUCUUAAGCACACAUUUACUUUUGCCUUAAUACCUGUAAUAUGGAUACGUGGUUUUGUAUACAAAAAUGGAGGGAGUACAUUUCAUACGAAUUUUAGAAUCCACUCCAACCUCUUAAAAUAAUUCUUUGUUUUUCCUGUGAUGCAAUCAUCAAACAAACUCAAAUCCUUUAGAAUUCGAGCGGGCAUGACAUUUCUGUUCUAAUAAUCCUAUUAUGAAUCAGAGAGGCCCUUGAGUUUUUGUUCUGUUUCAAGUGAAGCAGUACCUUUUUUUUCUGAGCGGUGAGUGAAGCAGUACUAGUUAGUCUUUUUAGCCCAUGAUGAAAGCCCGUACCACAAAUAUUGACGCGUUUCACCGUCUUUUUUGAGGGAGACGCGUUUCACCGUCUGAGCCCAGCUUGGAGGCCCGUAUCACAACUGCCACCUGCAAGACCGAGAAUCGCAACCGCGAGCCCGAGAAAAAAAGAGUGGAGGUAAAAUGGAGGGACGCCCCCGCGGCGGCGGCCGGACCGCCAUGGACUACUCGCUGGCGGCGCUGAAGCUGUUCGCCUCGCAGCUGGCGGGAUCCACGACCGCCCCCUCCUCGGAGGGCUCCUCCCCGGCGCAGAUGCUCUUCGGCAUCCGCUUCCAGCGCGCCUGGAUCCAGGGCGUGGUGGUGCGCGCGGACUACAGCGUCGGCGACGGGAGGCUGUUCGUGGAUGACGGCUCCUGCGUCACCGAGCUCAUGCUCCGGCCCGAGGAUGCCAAGGGCCAGCCCUGGCGCCCAGGGAUGUAUGUGCUGAUUAUUGGGGCAUAUAUUGCUCCCCAGUCUACUGAAAGUCUGCCAAUGGUCAAGGUGCACAAGAUAGUGGAUCUCUCUGGGCACCCGGACCGUGAAGCGAUGUGGUACAUGGAAGUGGCCGAGGCAUACAACUUCUUCUACAAGGCUGACGCCUCCGGUGCCGGCUCACCGCCAUGAGCACUCCUUGGUCUCUCCCGACGAUCCGUUUCAGUGCGGCACUCUCUUACAUUGCUGCCAUUGUCGUAGAUUGCUGCUGGUAACUCACCUCAGAGAAUGCUCUGCUUUCCUUUUGUUGUGGAGGUCGGCAGUCCAUAUAGGCUUAGACUUACUUUAGGCUCGCUCAUUUCUGAAGCAAAACAACCAGAAUCGAGUUCAUCACUCAGAGCUCGGUUUUCGGACGAUGCUUGCAUGCCCAAACAAGCAUUGCUCUUUGGAAUCUCCCUCUUUUUGCCCCCAAAAGAAGGAACCCCCCGUACCA